Molecule: messenger RNA, 3046 nt
Organism: Carassius gibelio (silver crucian carp)
Lineage: Eukaryota; Metazoa; Chordata; Actinopteri; Cypriniformes; Cyprinidae
Gene: nrtn
Product: neurturin
Exons: 3
Coding region: 1427-2098 (223 amino acids)
Molecular function (GO): growth factor activity; glial cell-derived neurotrophic factor receptor binding; receptor tyrosine kinase binding
Source: RefSeq, a predicted model, not a curated record
UUAUUCCAGCCUUUAGGGAUUUAGAACAACCCCAAACCACAAUGUUUAAGGAAUAUCAAUGCAGCUCGGCACAACAAUUGAGAAAUAAACAAAUUAGCAUGACUUUGGCAGGACUUUAGAGUUUUGUUUACAUCUCUCAUAAAGCGAUAUCCAGACUGUAGGUAAAUGUCCACAGCGGACAGGGGGUGGAGCUGGUGUGUGUGGUUUAAUGCCAUCCGCCCUCACAAUACCCCACCGCACACCCUCCCUCUCCUCCAGUCAGACAGCCCUUUCUCCAGCUCUCCAGCAGCACAGAAACUCAUCUCUAACGCCACAGUGCUGCUCUCGAUGUCAGACAGUCUCCUCUCGUGGAGUGGAAAUCAACACUGUUUAAUUCAGUUCAGUUGUCAGUGUUGCUUCAGUGCGUGGCACACCAAUCCUCCGGUGUUAACGGGACACGUCAGACAGGUCCUUGACUCUGGAACCAAAAUCUCCAUCCGUAAGGAGGCGUGGGGCCCACUUUGCGUAUUUGGAGAUUAACCACUAAAGAGUGCUGGGAUUCGAUCAGGAGGUGUUCACGCAGAAGGACGGUUCGUGGCAACAUGCGUGCGCUCCUCUCAGAGAGAGCAUGAUGGGAUUUUGGCUUCUGUAGGGACUUGCAGUCAGCUUUUCUUCACUUUUAUGAAUCAUUACAGAGGAAUCUGUUGGAUAAACAUCUGUUUGAAGCUGUUUUCCAAGUGAUUACUUCUUUCGGAGUUGUGUACAUAAAGGAUGUAAGACAAGAACCUGCACAGUAAACAUUUAAAAGACUGCACAUCAACAGCUGCUUAUGUCAACAAGUGCUUCCAAAUUCUUUAAACAUAUAUGUGUGUGUGUGUAUGUGUGUGUGUGUGUAUGUGAGUGUGUGUGUAUUUUAAUGAGUGAUAGUUUGCAGGUCUUUUGAGAUGGUUGGCAUAUCCUUCAAUUAUUCGUUUCUGUGUGAAAGUGUAAUGCUGGCUGGGAGAACAGCUAAUGGGUUUCUAUUCGCAGCGCUCAUUGUUUAAGGCUGGUUGCUCAUCACCGUACACAUUGAGAGGACAUUUUUCUAUAUUUAUUUUUUUCCACACUCCUUUUUUGCGGCUGGUUACUUCAACAGUGCAGAUUGCGAGAACUUUAUCUCCCUCUUUUCCUGUUUUGGCAAAAAGUCUCCAAAGUUGAAUGCAGUAUGAGGAUAUUUGGACAUUUUUACACCUUUGGCAUCCCUGGAUUUCUGGAGGAAUGCAGUGCGUACCCUGGACGAGCCUCUGAUUUUUCAUAAACAGAAACUACAGCACUCCUUUACUCUUCUAAAGAGAAAGGGUUGGAAUAUUGAUCAAUGCCAUUUUUACCCAGAGGUCAGCUGAACAGACGUGCUGUGGAGUCUGGAUAAGCCGGGCAGACGGGACUCAAUGCUUCUCCUCAUUCUAAGAUGAAGUUAUGGAAGUUUGCUGCCAUCGGCCUGAUUCUCUGUGGUGCUGCACUUCCUCUGCUCGUCCUUAAAACCGCUCCUUCUUCCCGAGCCCCGCCCCCUCCUCCCCACCGCAGAGCUUCAUCCUCAUCACUUUCACCUUCAUCAUCUUCAUUCACAACAAGCAAUUCGUCUACUGUUGGGGCAGGUGGGCGGCAACGGAGGGUCAGAUCAGCUGACGGAGGAAACUCUCUCGUAUCAGAAUUCAUGAAGAUGUUCCAGAGCUUCACAGAGGGCGAGCUGAAGCAGGUCAUUGGGACACUGGUGGAAAGAAAAGCCCGCAGAGAUGCCCAGAAGAGCAAGAGGACUAAACGGGCAAAAAAGCGAUCCAAACCCUGCUCGCUACAGGAGGUAGAGGUGACGGUCAGACAGCUGGGAUUGGGAUACGAGAGUGAAGAGACUAUACUCUUCCAUUACUGCAGCGGAAAGUGCACAACUAGCCGCAAAAACUAUGACCUGGCGCUGGCGAAACUGAAGCACUCGCAGCUGCUAACAAGGGAACAGAAGGACAAAGCGCGCCACAGCCCCUGCUGUCGGCCCACCGCAUAUGAGGAGGACAUCUCCUUCCUCGAUAACUUCAACAAAUACCACACAAUCCAAGAGUUCUCGGCCAAAGCAUGUGGAUGUGUCUGACCUUGAGGGUCAAAACUCAUCGGAGUUCUCAAAACUUUUAGGAAACAUAACAUUAAUCAGACAUUAAUCUCUGAAAAAAACAGACCCUUGAUUCGGAGAAGAAAAUCUUCUGGGCUUAAAGCAGAAGAGACGGAGCUUAUAUCUUGCAUCGCCUUCACGAAACAUACUCAGCUGACAGAUUCUCCUCAGAUACUUCUGCAAGUCCCGAUGAAGAGAAACCAAAAAUAUGUUAAGCAAAAAAAAUAUUCUCAUGUUCAGUCAUUGCUAAUGAGAUGCUGCUGUAUAUCUCGUUUCUAUUGCCUUCGUGGGUCGAUUUCAAAUAGCUUGAAAUGUUGGGUGGAUGCUCAGAUCUUCAAUGUCAAAAACCUCUAGAAAAUUCAUUCAGGCUUCAGUAAACAAAGCAAGUGCACAAAGGCACACCCAAUGCUGAACAAAACUUCCUCAUUGUGUAACUGGGCUGUAAAUGAUCCCAGCAGCUCUGGAAGGUUUCAUCUCUGACAUUUCAAAAGGCAAGACAUUCCCACAAAUCAAAUUCAAACAGACAUUAUACUAAACAUCUACCUCAGCUUUGCUAUAGUCAACAUGGUAAAAGAAAACCCAAUAUUUGAUCCAAAUAUUGACUUUUAUUAAAUGUUAUAAUAAUCAAACAAAAAGUCUUAUAAAAGAAGGAUUUUAAAACGCUAGGUAUCACAAACUGGUUUCAAGUCGUUCCAAAUACAACUAUGUCACAUCCUGUGAAAUCUGUCAAAUCCGAUUGGCCAAAAUAUGCAGACAGGUUAUGAUUUUUUUGGCAAAAAAAUCUGGCCAAAAGUAGUAUAUUCCAAUCUUCAUAACCUGAUGAAUUGGAUUGUAUAAAUUGGUUCAAAUUCCAUGCAUUUAUGAAACAAUACUACAAUUUCCAAAACAAUACUACUAUGCUUUUUUGGCAAAUUGGUGGCUUAUACUCAU